Messenger RNA from Aspergillus sclerotioniger CBS 115572, 753 nucleotides. RefSeq lists its product as uncharacterized. The transcript has a single exon. Bases 36 to 284 code for a protein of 82 amino acids. Lineage: Eukaryota; Fungi; Ascomycota; Eurotiomycetes; Eurotiales; Aspergillaceae. The record is from RefSeq and is a predicted model, not a curated record.
CUCCGGCAUCAUCAACUAACUGUUAGGUAUCAUCUAUGCCCUGUGGUCUAUCUAACAGUCAAUCACUAAUUAUUGCCGAUAAUGCUUCUAAUAAUUAUGAUGCUUACCAGCGCAGAGGAACGCUCCUUUGGUCGCCCCGACCCGAUCAGCCUCAGCUGUGCCCUCCACCGCCCGGCAUCUGUCAUGCAUUCCUCGACGCAAGGAGCAACGAUCGCUUGCCUGCCCCUUUUCUGGUCUCGGCCGUUGCUUCUUCUGAUUUGUUCCUUCUGGUGGUCUGUUCGUGAUUUGGUCCAUCUUGUCCAUCUUGUCCACUUUGUCCACCCUCGCUGGCUCGUCUGGCUCGGCUCCCCUGGACGGCUUAACCCUGGGUGGACGCAGUUCGAUCCGUGUUAGUUUCGGUCGCAAAGAAUUCUCCCGACCAUCCCCAUCCAGCGUCGAUCUGGAGACCCUCUGAUCCCUCCCCGGCGCAGAGGGCUAAGCUUAUUCUGAACUCCACCAAACAGGGAAACAGCGGACAGCAUUCCCUGCUGGGUCGGGGUGGCCGAUCGUCCAGACGGGAGGCGCUCCACAUGCCUAUCUAUACGGACUACCACUAACCGAAGUACUGGUACUGAAUAGUCUGAUCGCGACAUUGUAGGUAUACUGUGUACUGUCAGGAGUAGGGGGUUGUGCGGGCAGAAGUACAUACGUACAAUACAAAGUACACCAUACAGAACCGUGAGAACUGCACAGUAAACGGUGGGCUGGAAGAAC